AUGGGUGUCCUGCAGCUCGUGACCAUCACAACCCUGACAGUGGGGAAGAUACUUCUCUGCUCCUUUGUAGGCAUUUGUGUCUCAAGGUACUUCGUUGAGCCGGAACAGAGCGUCAAGGGACUCAGUGCAAUCUCGCUUUUUGUUUUCCUCCCAUGUCUUUUAUUCUCCAACCUUGUCCUGCAGGUUACCUGGAUGGAGUUGGAGCAGUACUACUGGGCUCCCGUCUUAGCCUGUGUCCCCACCAUUAUUGGGUUUGCUUGCUCACAGGCAUUUAAGCUCUUUCUCCACCCGGAGUGGCACGGCGUACUUACCGUGGGGUGUACGUUUCAAAACGGCCUUACAUUUGCUUUGGCAAUUUUUUUAACUAUAAAAGGUGUAUCGUGGCUGACACCGGAUGCCAGGCAGCGGGGGCUAUCCUACGUUUUCCUGUACAACGUCGUCUGCUCCCUCGGACUAUGGUCCGUGGGGGAGCCUAUCAUAAGACAUUGUAAGAAGCGGCUGCUGCUGGAAAGACUGCAGCGUCGGCAGCUGCAACAACGCACCAGAGAAGAAGAAAGAAGUGAGAUGCGGGAACAAAUGAAUACUGUCGGUAAUGCCUCAGCUGUUCACUACCCUUAUGCGCAAAACCAAUCCCCGGGCGCAAAUGGCACAUCAGCGGAAGGAGCAGGAGAGGAAGCCGCAGAGAACCCUGCAGAAGGGAAUUCAAAUUCCACGGUCCCUAAGCAUGAUGUAAAAGGGGAAGCAAGGAUGGCAGCUCCGGAAGAGCAGCUUGCGUGGUAUCGUCCAGGGGACAAUGAAGCUGCAAUUCAGCCUGGCUGCUCAGGUCGUGCAUCUUCUGCUUUCCGAGCUGCGCUUGCACGUGUGUGGGCGCUUUUAAAGACCCCGCCGAUAGCUGCCACGCUUGGAGCUCUGGUUAUUUCAUUAGUACCGCCACUGCGUUGGUUGGCGGAGUCGCCCGUGGGUGAGACGCUUAUUGGUGGAAUGAAAUUAAUAGGGGCGGGAGCGAUACCGCUUCAGCUUCUGUUACUUGGUUGCAUCGUUGCAUCUGCACGCAAGCGUCCCUCCAAGGGUACUAGAGCUGGAACAACAGCAAGCGAAGAUGAAGGGGAAUCUCCAUGUGAAAAUAACAACGCGGAUACGCCGAAGGGAUACAUUGAUUGCUGUCCCUUGUCCCAGUCGACGCUUUUUGCGAUUCUGACGGUGGUUCUGCGACUUAUCUUAGUUCCGAUGGUUUGCUUUGCAAUAAUACAUUUUCUUCACAAGGGAAACGUUAUUCCGUCGGAUCGGGCUUUCUUACUCGCCGUCUUGUUGGGAUCGUGUGCCCCUUCUGCCAUAAAUUCUUCUCUUAUUUGUUCCAUGCACGCCUACAAGUCUCGACCGUAUACGCGGAUGAUAUUUAUCAUGUACGUCUCCGCUAUCCCAACCACGGCGGGGUGGCUCGCAUUUUAUAUCUGGUACCUUGGCGCGUGA
This is a messenger RNA of Trypanosoma conorhini, 1470 nucleotides long. RefSeq names its product putative transporter. Lineage: Eukaryota; Euglenozoa; Kinetoplastea; Trypanosomatida; Trypanosomatidae. Gene Ontology annotation, cellular component: membrane. Gene Ontology annotation, biological process: endoplasmic reticulum to cytosol auxin transport. The transcript has a single exon. The record is from RefSeq and is a predicted model, not a curated record. The coding region runs from base 1 to 1470 and encodes 489 amino acids.